Messenger RNA from Erigeron canadensis, 728 nucleotides. Its product is annotated as desiccation protectant protein Lea14 homolog. The record is from RefSeq and is a predicted model, not a curated record. The transcript has 2 exons. Gene Ontology annotation, biological process: response to desiccation. Gene Ontology annotation, cellular component: cytosol. Lineage: Eukaryota; Viridiplantae; Streptophyta; Magnoliopsida; Asterales; Asteraceae. Bases 118 to 579 code for a protein of 153 amino acids.
AUGGCAUCAUUCAUUAAAGUUGUUCAAAAGCAUAUUCUUGUGCGUGAAAAACAAUCCUAGCUAGCUUUACUUAUAUCUAUACUUUUGUAAAACUGGUGUGCGUUGAUAUUGUUUGAAAUGGCGGGUUUGAUAGAUAAGGCUAAGCAAUUCGUUUCGGAUGCAGUGGCGAGUAUGGAGAAGCCUGAGGCGACUGUCAAAGACGUGGAUCUUAAAAGUGUAUGCCUUAGCAACGUCACUUACAACGCUAAAGUCAACGUUACCAAUCCGUACAGUGUUUCAAUUCCUAUCUGUGAGAUCCGUUACGUUCUCAAAAGCUUUGGCAGUGUGAUUGCAACCGGCACAGUCCCUGAUCCUGGGUCACUAAAAGGAGACGGUGAUACCUUACUAGAUGUCGAGAUCAAGGUUCCACACAGCGUGUUGGUAAGCUUGGUGAAGGACAUUGCUAGAGAUUGGGACAUCGAUUACGACCUUCAGGUCAACCUUGUUGUUGAUCUCCCACUCCUUGGCGAGUUUACUAUUCCAGUUAAUAACAAGGGUGAGGUCAAGCUCCCUUCACUUAGUGACUAUUUCACUAAAUAGGUGUGCGUAGUGGAAUUAAAAGUAAGAUCGAUGAUCUGAUUGAUCACAUAUAUACAUGAUUAAAAGUACUUCACAAUACUUGAUUUUGAUGGGAUAAUAUGUACUAAUACAAUUCCUGUAUUUCUUGUCACACAUCUAUUUUUUCCAUA